Messenger RNA from Rosa rugosa (rugosa rose), 2675 nucleotides. RefSeq lists its product as uncharacterized. Bases 241 to 2580 code for a protein of 779 amino acids. Gene Ontology annotation, molecular function: nucleic acid binding; RNA-DNA hybrid ribonuclease activity. The transcript is spliced from 2 exons. The record is from RefSeq and is a predicted model, not a curated record. Lineage: Eukaryota; Viridiplantae; Streptophyta; Magnoliopsida; Rosales; Rosaceae.
GACGGCUUCUCAGGUACAUUCUAUCAAUCUCAUUGGGAAACUGUCCAAGCUGUUAUUAGAGACUCAGCCUCCCAACACCAAUCCACAAACCACCUUCUCCAUUCUCUCAAUCAAACACACAUUGCCUUAAUCCCUAAAGACAACAAUCCAACCACUGCUUCCCAAUUUAGACCAAUAGCCCUCUGUAAUUUCUCUUACAAAAUUUUAGCAAAGAUUCUUGCUAACCGUUUGAAGCCUCUUAUGCCUUCUCUCAUAUCCACCAACCAGUCGGCUUUCGUAAAUGAGAGAUUGAUUCAGGAUAAUAUUAUGGUCGCCCAUGAGGUCUUCCAUUAUCUUAAACUUCUUCGGUCCGGCAAUGACGGUUCCUUUGCUCUUAAGUUGGACAUGAACAAGGCUUACGACCGUGUGGAAUGGUCGUUUUUGGAGAGUGUCCUUCUUAAAAUCGGUUUCUCCUUCAUCUUUACUAAGCUGAUCAUGAGCUGUGUCCGAUCAGUUACGUAUUCAGUGUUGUUCAAUGGAAAACCUGGACCAUGGUUCACCCCAUCAAGAGGCUUGCGACAGGGUGACCCACUGUCCCCCUUCUUAUUCCUUUUUGUCAAUGAUGUGCUUUCAAAAAUGCUUCUCAAAGCUUCUGAAUCUCGGCUUAUGCAUCCAGUUCGUCUUGGUCCCCAGCAGAUUGCCAUUAGCCACUUACUUUUUACAGAUGAUUCUCUUUUCUUCCUCAAGUCUACUUUGGAUAAUUGUUUGCAUUUAUCUGAUCUUCUGCAUACAUUCUGCACCGCUUCCGGACAAAGAAUUAACAUGGAUAAAUCUUCUAUUUAUUUUAGUCCAAAUACUCCUCUGCCAAUUACUCAUUUGAUCAGCUCAAUUCUGCAAAUGAAAGUUGUGGAUGACCCUGGCAGACAUCUCGGUCUCCCUACAAUUUGGGGCAGGUCAAAAAGAAGGGCCUUGAGUUUUGUGAAAGAUGCGAUUACGAAGAAAGUGGCAGGUUGGAAACAAUCUUUAUUGAGUCAGGCGGGCAAAGAAGUCAUGAUAAAAGCUGUCGCCAGUGCUAUCCCUGCUUAUACAAUGGCGUGUUUCAAGUUCCCAGCCUCUACUUGUAAGGAGAUUAAUUCCAUUCUCAGUGAUUUUUGGUGGGGAAGUGAUACAUCAUCUGGUAUUCACUGGAAAUCUUGGGACUUCUUAGGCCUCCCCAAAUCAGAUGGUGGUCUUGGCUUCCGCAACUUUCAGGAUUUUAAUGAUGCUCUCCUUGCAAAGCAAGUUUGGAGGUUGUUUCAGUCCCCUGAUUCUCUCUGUGCUCAGGUGCUCAAACAAGUUUAUUACCCUAACUCCACCAUUUUGGAGGCAAAACGUGGUUCUGCUCCUUCUUGGUUGUGGACAAGCCUUUUGGCUGGGAGGAAGCUUCUGCAGAAUGGUUCUUUGUGGAAUAUUGGGAAUGGCCUAUCGGCCAACUUGUGGUCAGACUGUUGGAUUCCAGAUUUUCCUCCUUCUCCUCUGAGGCCGGACAAAGCACAUCUCAACAACACUGUUUCUUCAUUAAUUGAUUGGAAUCGUCUUUCUUGGGAUCUCACUCUGAUUCAUGAUGAUAUUUCUCCUCUCCAACGUCGUCACAUAUUGUCAAUUCAGCUCGUGGAUCAAGCCUCUCCAGAUAAGCUUAUCUGGCCUUAUACAAAAAAUGGAAAGUAUAGCGUCAAAUCAGGUUAUCACUUUCAAGCUUCUUAUAAUUGCAAUAUCUCUCCCAUCCAUCCCCACCAUUCUCAUUCUGUUUCUACCUUCACCUGGAAGUGGAUUUUCAAUAUUCACACUCUUCCCAAAAUCAGACUUUUCUUUUGGAGGGCUUUCCACAAUAUCUUGGCCACGAAAGCUGCCUUAUUUAAAAGGCAUAUUACUCAGAGCCCCAUUUGCCCGAUCUGUAAUCUUUAUCCGGAGUCAGUGGAACAUGUUCUUUUCACUUGUCCUUGGGUGGUAGCAGCUUGGUUUGCUCAUCCUGUUGGUUACAAAGUUCCGAUGCAAGCAAUUACAUCAGUGGAUGAUUGGUUUGAUAUCAUUCAUACCACAACCAUUGACACCUGGUCUCCUCCCCCUGCUCUUUGUUUCAAAGUAAAUACUGAUGCUUCUUGGAAUGGAAAUUCCGUCUCUGGUGGUAUUGCAGUUGUUGUGCGUGAUGAUAUGGGAAGAAUUGUUGAUGGUUUUGCGGGUAUCUCUCCAGCCAUUUCACCACUAGCGGCUGAGCUCCUUGCAAUCUGUGAAGCCUUGGUUCUUAUUGCAAAGCUUCCUCCUUGCCCGGUCAUUCUGGCAUCGGAUUCUAUCACUCUUAUUCAGGCUCUAAAGUCAGGCAUCCCUCCUCAAGAUUGGACAGUGACUAAUUUAUUCUCUAAAGCCCGGUACCUCUCUCGAAACCGGCAAAUCAGCUGGUUUUGGACCAGCAGGAAAGCAAAUCGAGUAGCGGAUCAUGUUGCUGCUCUUGCUUAUAGAGGAAAGUGUCCCCAAGAUUGGGUUGUAAACCCUCCUUCCUCUCUGAUUCGUGUGUUGUUGUAUGAUGGGCUCCCUUGCCCUCCUGUUGCUCCUGCUCAUGGUUAGCAGGGAUUAGCUCUGCUCAUCUUCACUCUGUUGCUUUGUUUUCUCGUUUCUUUGUUUGUGUUUCUUUGCUGUAUCCCUCCCGCCAAAAAAAAAAA